AUGGUGCGCGGGGCCGCCGCAUGCCGCGCUGCCGCCGCCGCCCCGGGCGCCGCGGGAGCCGGGCGCGCCGGGGCCAGGGGCUCCGCCGGCAGCGGGAGGCCGCCGGGAGCCCGGGCUGCCACGCGCGGCCGGGAGAAGCGGGGCGGCCGCGGGGGCCGCGGGGCCGGGAGUUGGCGGCGAAGUUGGAGCCCGGCGGGCGAGGCGGGGGCGUCCCCCCCCGGCCGCCUCCAUCCCCCGGCCGCCGUCCCCCCCCCCGCCCUCAGCCGCCGGCGCUGGGGGGCCGCGCCCGGCGCCCCGCGCCCAUGGGCGGCCGCGGGCCCGGAGGCUGGAGGCGGCCGAUCGCCCGCGCCGGCUCCCUCCGCCGCCCGCCCGCCUUCCCCGGAGCUCGGAGCCCGCGGCCGAGAGCCCGGCUGGGCGCGCGAAACGGGUGAGGGAAGGGGAGAGGGACCCCGGCUCCUGGCUGCCCCCUCCCCGCCGCCGAGCGCCCGGGCUUCGGGGAGGGUCGGGCCGGGAGGUGGGCAGCGAGAGGGCUGCGGAGGAGCUCUCCCGCCCCGGCUCCGUUUGCACAAGUGCAGGGAAUGUUCCACUGACCUACAUAUUUUUCCAAACAUACGUGACCUUUUUUUUUCUCUCUCUCUCUCUCGUUCUGUGGGAGGAGACAGGCGUGGAUCCAAGAAAAGGAGAAGCUGGAAAGAGAACGAAAGGGGAAGCGGGGGAAAAAAAAUAAUAAAACCUCAACCAAAAAACCCGGCCCUGAAUCAGGGAUGGCUUCACAGCGCCUCAAGCAAACCCGGCGUGCGGGCUACCGUACGGGACCGGAGCGGCAUCCCCGCGCCGCGCUGCCGGCUGCCCCUAUAUCCCGUAUCCUCGCAUCCGCAUGUCCCUAUAUCUCUACAUCCCUUUACCCCUACAUCCCUAUAUCCCCAUCUCCCUUGUAUCCCUACGUCCCCCCAUCCUUACAUCUCCAUACCCGUGUAUCCCCCUAUCCCUAGAUCCCUACCCCCCCGUAUUCCCACAUCCCUACAUCCCCCUAUCUCUGACCCCAGAACAGUGCCGUGGGACGCCCGGCGGGACAGCAUCCAGGUGCAGCCCGGCCCGGCCUCACUCGGCGGCCGGGGACAUCCCCCGCCCGCAGGGGACACCCCACGAGCUCGGAGCAAGCCCCGGCCUCGCCGGGCACAGGCAGCAAGUCCCGAUGUGGUUAUGCAACGCCGCACCGGCAAUUAGAGCAAAACCUUGAGAGAGAGCUCUAUUUUUUUUUUUUUUUUUUGCAAAGUAGGUCAUUCUUUUUAUUCCUCUCUUCCCAUCAUUUAUUUUUUCUUUCUUUCUUUCUUCUUCUUUUUUUUUUUUUCCUAAGUUCUCCUGAAAAUUAGCCAGACAGAGAUAAGGAGCGUGCCGGAGCUGGGUAGCACUCUCCCUCACUACCCAUCCCUAGGAGCUCGGCCAGGGGACACAGGAGCUGGGCAGGGGAGCACUUCCAAGCCCUGCUUCCCUCUUCCCCUUGCCACCAUACCCGGUGACUAUGAUCCCCACCGCACACGGAUAUUAUCACAGGAAACUGUCACACUCUUCUGCUGAGCGCCUUCACACCGUUCUUUCUCCAGCGGGCAUGACUAAUGUUGAAAGGGUUACUGGUGUGUACUUGAAUUACGGCCACCACCAACAGGUUGGCUGAAGGCAAGGCAGGGUUUUCCCAGCACAUACCUGAGCCUGUUGUGAAACAACGACUUCUCCAAGUCCACGGACCUUCCUCCCAUCCAGCCGCCAAUGGAAAAUAACUGCAUGCUAUCGCUGCUGUGUUUGGUUUGGAAGCCAACCAAGGGACUCCGCUGGGUGCCACGUAUAAGAACAUUGGGGAAAGAGCCCAGUAUUCAGUUUUAAGAAUGAAAUCGUUUUAUAAUCACAAAAUACUGGUAAAUUGCUUCUCAGCCAUCAGGAGCCUGCAAUCUCAAGUCGCAAUCCCUUUGUUUCGACUAGAAUAGGCUGGCCAACCAUGGCAGCCCAGAAAAGAUGCACCAGGGCUACCAAUGGACUGCCACCCACCAGAUGGGUGCCUCCCAAGGUGGGAGCCACAGGGGGAGUGGGAGAUGACAGCAGCUGCCCUCAGGACAUAACUGCUCCAGUGAUCUACACAUGGAGCCUACUUUUGGGUUGGUGGUUGUGUAGAAGGAAAAAGGGCCCCCAAAUAAUCUUCUUCUAAUCAAUGUGAAUGGUGCCACAGUCACUGUGGGAGAGGGGGCAUGGUGGAAAAGAAGAAAGGAGCCUCCAAGAAAAGACCAGUUUACAUAGAAUAGGGUGCUAUUUUCCGAUAUUUAUAAGUAAGAAGGAGAUGAGCAAGGAUUAAUUUGAUUAAUAUUACCCUUGCGUUAAUUAAUGGGCAGGACAGACAGAUGUGGAGAGCUGCUUCCGUGUGUAACGCACUUCUGUAACCAGUUCUUGCAGAGAUUUCUGCAGAGAGAAGCAGCCUUUGGAGGAUGAGCAUUAUUUCCCAUUCUGCAGCUUACAGGUUCCUGGGAGAGGCAUAGUUAUCACCUGGCAGCACGCCCCUGAACCAGGUGCCACAGAGAAAUGGGAGCCAAAUGCACCCUGCCGGUGCUGCCCAGAGUGCUCGAGGAGGAUGUCUGAUAAAACCCCAGCUCUGUGCAGCUAGGAAACCAAGCUGCCUGUUUUCCUGCAUGGUUGUUACAAAAUAAGAGCCAACGUGUUGAUUUGAACUUAGCUUAGCCUGGUUAAUUUUGUAGGAAAAAAUGUAUCUAUUCCAAAGGGUAUUCCUGGAAAGACUUCGCCUUAUGUACAGCCUACUUGAGAGUUUAGUUCUUCAGUUUAUUCAAAAGAAGGUGUGCAGGUUUUCUUUAAGCGGUUAAUGCUAGGAGGAAGCAGGAAGAAGGGCUGAAAAAUUAGUGACUAAACUUUGAAUAGAUUUCAUGUCUGGAAGGGUAGAAAUUGUUGCUGGUUGUAUAGAAGGCCCUGAAUCCUACCACUGCUCAGCAAUUUGUGGCCGAAUGUCUGCAGCCUUCCUGUGGAUCAAAUCUGUUCUGCAGCACAAGCUAAACGUAUGCACUCAGCUGCUGCAGAGCAAUAUGUGUACCAGCCUGGAGAGCCCAACCUCGAGGCUGUGGAAAUAAUAAUUUCUGGUGUGGGACAGACAAGAUGGUCCCCUUACCCUCUGGUUGUCCUUUGUUCCUGCCAGCCCAAACACCGCAUUAUCCUCACUUGUGCUGGGAUGGGAACACAUUUCACAGCAAAGUCUUGGUCCAGCAGGACUGCGCUGGUUAACGUGAACAAGGAACUAUGCCCUGGCUGUACCUGGGAGAAAGGCUCUGAGCUGAAAUCAGGCUGCUAAAGCUUGGAUAGCCUCGAAAGAUGUUCAAGAAAAUGAGUUUCAGACUGAAAUCUAGCAGUAAAGUAUCCAUUUUUCUCUGGAAGUCUCAGUGAGACAGGAGAUAAUGAAGUGUUGCAGUCCCACAACUGAAUUAAGAACAGCUGGGAGGGGCCUCAGUGCAAACGCAGCAUCUUUGGUUUUACCAUCACUAAAGAGAGCAAUGGCAUUAAUGGAUCUAUGCAUCUGUAGAAAUAUUUUAAUUCUUGGCAGGUUUCAACCUUCUACCUCUUCCUGAAGCUCUAGGAAGGUGCAGCUACCAUUGCCUUUCUCCUUACAGCAGCUGCCUGAUCCUUCUCUCCACUGACUUCAGGAGGAAAUGGGUUAGGCCUGUAGCUACCUCAGCUCCGGGUUCUGAAUAAUCUUUCCAAAUUCUUUAUUACUUGCUCCCUCUCUUUUUUUUUUUUUUUUUCUGAUUACUGUUCUUGCUCACAACCUUGUUGGUACACUACUUAACACCAUGCUUGCUCUUUCAAGUUCUCAGCUUUCAUUGAUUCUCUGCAGCACUCUGCUCUUGCACCUACCUUCAGUUCAAAAUGUUUAACGUGGAUUAGUAAAACUCUUGAAAAAUCACAUGUGAAAGUUAUGUAAAUUACUGAAAUAAUGCAGAAAUCUUCAAACUUGUGGGCCACAUGGAUUUGGCCUUGCAUGUAAAUCUUACCACCUAUGAUUUUCAAAAAGUAUCAAGAAAAUGUAUAUGCCUGGAUUUAGAAGCUUAACUUAAAAACAUUAGCUCAGAAGAUAUUGCUCCAGGAUGCUUGUAGCAUAAACAGUGAGAUCUUUCUCAUUAUCUUCUCUUAUACGUGAUAAAGGAAUAUCAUGGCCACUGAUUUUGACCUUCUGCACCUCCAGGGUGCAGAAUUUCCCAAGUGCAUCUGGUCAGGUGUCAUACUGUCAAACUAAAGAAUGUUGAUCUUGACAUAAAAAAACCUUGGGCUGCCCCCACCAGCUCAGGCUGCCCAGAGCCCCAUCCAACCUGGCCUUGAGUACCUUCAGGGUUGGGGCACCACAGCUUCUCUGGGCAGCUGUGCCAGGGCCUCACUGCCCUCAGCAAAGAAUUUCCUCUUAACAUCUGACUUAAGUCCCCUCUCUUCUAGUUUAAAGCCAUUCCCGCUCGUCCUGUCACAAUCAGGCCAUGUAAAAAGUUGAUCUGCUUUCUAUUUUGUCAGUGGCAAUGAGCUUCUUUGUGGCCUGUUCCUUCUUUUUUGUCACUGUCAGCUUCUCUUUGUGAUACUCAUACCAUCUGCAGUUCUGCUUUCACUGUGAGUACUCUGGGACAGUGCUGAACACAACCCUAGCAAACAAUUUCCCUAGUGCCAAAUCUGGUGAGGUGAUUCUGUUGCUUUUGCGAAGCCGAAGCUUUGACUCUGACAUCUUGGAGCUGUGUUCACCAUCGGUGCAGGCUGGUGGGGGAGGCUGUGCUGCUCUGCUCUCACGGAGCACUACAGAGGGGAGGGAGCAGAGGAAGAGAGAUUUAUGGAGGUAAAUAUUGACUCAAAGAAAGGAGACGUAAAGGAGAAUGUGGGAGAGUUGUAAAUGAGCCAGAGAGGAUGGAGAGAAUUCUUCAGCAACUGUAAUUAGGUUAGAUUUCAGAAGUAAUUGCAGUGUUCCAGCAUCAGCAGAUCCUGUAGGCAAUAUUUGCCUUCAGCUGUUCUUGCAGAGAAACAGGCAGGGCCUGAUCCUGACGUCGCUCAGUAAUUGUGCACAGAUGUGGGCCCGCCGCCCCGCCGAUUCACUCCCAUUGACAACUGGAAGCGGGAGCUGCGUCAGGCCGGGCCGUUCUCAGCCAGACACAAACACAGCUGUGUGUGUGGACACAAACACACAGCGCCUUUUGUUUCUCUUGUCUAAGUGGAAGAAUAUGCAGUUAACAGAGCUGCCUGCGAGGGGGUGUGUUAGCAACCUCAUAUUGAAAAAAACGUGUCUUGGAGAUGGAGGGGAUGAGGGUGAGGUGGUAGCAGGGCCUGGUCAGGGCCACGUCCACUGAGGAGGGUGCAAGGAAGCCAGACAAGUGCCGGCCUUACCCCAUAGGGUGAUGCAGGACCUGGGGUGCCAGGCCUGUUGCCAUCGCAAGUCCUUUAAAUGUGUAAAACCAGAUUAUGUAGGCUGUCUGCAGGGAAAAUGGAUUUCACCUGUAAGCCUUUUGCAGAGGUUUUAUAUUAGCAGUUCAUGCACCAUCAGAAAAUCAAUUACCAUUGGUAUUACAUGCAGAUGAACAGUGCAGAGUGACGGAGAAUUCAUUUUACACAACGCUUUUAAUGAAAUGCUAAAUACAGCAAAAUGUUUUCCAAAUGGUUCUGUGUCAGAGGCGGGUCUCUGCAGGGAAGUCUGCACCUGUGCGAUUCAGAUGAGGAUUGAGUCUCAUACUUCAUGAUGCUAACAUUGGUCAAGUACAUAUUUCUGCCAGAUUGGAAUGAAGAGGACAGCAAUCCGUCACCUGCACUGAAAAGAACUUAGUUUCACACAGAAGAAGUUGUUUUCUUUUCGCUAAAAGAGUUUUACAGGCUGUGUUAUUGCAGUGUCAGUUAUUGCAAGACCCUGAAAUUGACCCUAAAACUGAAUUACUCCCUUGUUCCUAACACUCUUAUAAUCUUUUCCUGUUCUUAAUGCCAAAGCAGUCUGCUGAUUAGAUUUGCUGAAUGUAUUUCAGCGAAUCAUUGACAUCAGCACCUUUUUACAAACAGACAUAUAUGCAAUAACAGCCCUAUUCCUAUCUGGGUCAAAGAAAGGAACUUAGAUAGCUGUAUCAGGAAGCAAUUAUGAAAAUAAGAACAACUAUGCAGGGCCAGACCAAAGUAUUCUGUGACCAGAAAGAGAUGUGUGAGGAAGUGAGUAAGAAUAACACAAGCAUGCACUUCCCUGGAGUGCUCUUUCAGUCGUCAACAAUUUAUUCUCUGAAGCUCUCCUUAUGCCCAUGUAACCACUAUGGGCAACAUCUUCCUGCAGGGAACCCUGCUGCUUAACUAUACACUUUAUGAAGAGCCAUCUGGUUCUGCUCAUUUUGAACCAGCUAGCUUUAUUUGGUGUCUCUUCAUUCUCAUGUUGGAAAAGAAAGAGAAUACUCAGUUCCUCUUUACCUUCAUUAUGCUGUUCAUGGCCUUCUAGACCAACGUCAUAAUCCCUCUCCAACAACCCUUUUCCAAGCUGGAAAGCCAAAGGCUGCUUCUUUGCUCCUUGUAUGGAAAUUUCUCCAUGUUUUUGGUAACCCUUUCUGCUCUUCUCUGAUUGUUUUCCCCAUCACCUUGAAAGUGAGGAUGAAGAUUGCACAUGGUAUUUGACAGGCAAUUCAAUUGGGUAAGCACUAAAUCAUUACCGCUGCAUGAUGGUGUUCUCUGUUUUAUUCUCUUUUCCUUCUCUAAUAGUUGCUAAUGUGUUACAGUGGCUCUUGAGUCUUUCAGAUCUCAAAUUCAAGGUAAAUUUCAGUUACGUGAGCUCAAUAUUUUUUUUUCCAUUUGCAUUUUUCCAAUAACCUUGCUGAGUCCAAUGUAAAAUAAUAAAAAAUUUGCAUUAACUUA
Messenger RNA from Gallus gallus (chicken), 6894 nucleotides. Its product is annotated as transcription initiation factor TFIID subunit 4-like. The transcript is spliced from 3 exons. Lineage: Eukaryota; Metazoa; Chordata; Aves; Galliformes; Phasianidae. Bases 1 to 1227 code for a protein of 408 amino acids. The record is from RefSeq and is a predicted model, not a curated record.